Messenger RNA from Metarhizium brunneum ARSEF 3297, 1125 nucleotides. RefSeq lists its product as uncharacterized. NCBI's taxonomy places the organism in Eukaryota, Fungi, Ascomycota, Sordariomycetes, Hypocreales, Clavicipitaceae. The record is from RefSeq and is a predicted model, not a curated record.
AUGAAAGCAUCCACGCUGUUGGUGCUUUCCGCCAGCACACUCAGUAUAUGCCAAAGCCCUAGUAGCUGCAAAGGUGGUGGCAAGCGAAACGGCGCCGACUUUGUCCUUGUUGAUCAGGGCGUAAACGCGCAUCUUGGCCCGCUUUCCAAGAUGUUCGCCAAUGCCAACAAGCAGGUUAACGUUUCCAAAGUCUUCGACGAUGGAAACCACCAGAUGAGUGGCGCGACAACCCAGCUCAGCUGGGAGAAAACAAAAGACUUCAACGAUGUUGAUACGAAGAAGUGGUAUCCUCAAGGUAUUUCUUCAACCGCCGAUGCCGCCGAGGUUGGAACCUACGACGGCAAGGACGGCUGGCUGGUCAGCUGGUACAGCGACGAGAGUCACCAAGUGCGCAUCUCCUUUGUGAAUAAAGCCACCAAGAAAUAUCGCCAUGCAUUGCUGGUUAAUCCCUCGGCCGACGACGAUUUCCAAGGCGUGGGCAUUCACGCAGGCGGUAUUAUGUGGUAUGGCGAUACUCUCUGGGUAGUCGACACCUCCAAUGGCAUUCGUGUUUUCGACAUGGCCAACGUCUGGGAGGUUGGAUCUGGUGACAAAGUCGGCAAGAUCAGCGCUGGGAAGUACGCCGCAGCGGGAUAUAAAUAUGUCAUUCCUCAGAUCAGGUGGUAUAAAUGGACACCUUCUUUCCCAUUCCGAUUCUCUUAUAUUUCUCUGGACCGCACUGCCUCUCCCGAUCGUCUCAUGGUUGGGGAGUAUCAGCCCGACGAGAAGAACCCCAUCCGCAUGGUGCAGUUUGAGCUCGACUACACCACUCGUACCUUGCGGACUGGAGCGGACAAGAAGACGGCUAAGGGCGUCUGGGCAUCCUGCCAUGACAUCCUGCGGACUCAGGGUGCUGUGCAAGCCAAUGGCAGAAUCUACGUAUCUCGAAGCAAUGGCGCCAAUACGAAUGGCGACAUUUGGGGAUGGAUUCCAGGAAAGGGAGCCGCAAUCAAUAAAGGCAUGGUCCCUCCCGGACCUGAAGAUUUGAGUUACGACAAAAGGGGCAAAAAGAUUUACACUGUAACUGAGCAUCCGGGCAAGAGAUAUCUUGUUACUUUGGAUUCAACCAGGAUUAAAUUUCCAUAA